UUUUUUUAAUGAUUAAGCAGCUAAAAAAAAUACUAGCCACGAAUGUGUCAGGACUCUUGAUAGGAGAGCAAUAAGCUUCAUAAAUUACACAGUUUUAGUGUUCCUUUCAAUUUGUGCAUAUAGGACAAAAUGGACAUUAUCAAAACGUUCAGCUAAAAUGUGCAAGGCGAACAACCUAACAAGCUAGCAGUGGUAACGGUAUUUAGGGUUUACUGAUGGUAAAUAGUCCGCAGCUGGCUGAGCUGGGUAGUCUGAAUGGCACAGCUACCAAGCUAGCGAUGGCCAGAUGGUUAUUGCUUGAAUUUGUGCUGAGUAUUUCUAGAGACAGUCUUAUAGAUGAAUACAUGAAGAGGCAUGGAAAGUAACGGACAUGUAAUCUCGAGCACAGGGUCUUUGGGUUAUUUGGAACUGGAUACCCAUAGUAAAGGAUUAGCUUGUUCUCUCCGUGGAAUGACGACAUUCGCUCCGUUCAGCUGCCUCAAAGUAAACGGGUGUCGGUGAUGCUAUCUGGACAAAUGCCCCGUUUGUCCGAAUUUGGACAGAGCAGCCAAACUUCACUAUAAAUCAUGAAAAACUGCGAGUAUCAGCAAAUCGACCCGCAGGCACUUCCGACGCCCACCCCGACCCCUCCACCCCGACAUGGAAACGACAGUGACAAGAAAGAGGAGCCGAAAAGACCGAGGAGAAAGUGGGAAGUUUUCCCCGGAAAGAAUCGCUUCUACUGCGAGGGACGGAUCAUUGUGGCCCAGCAGAGUGGGGUCCUGCCCCUCACUCUGGGCCUUAUUCUCAUUACAAGUGGAUUAUUCUUUAUAUUUGACUGUCCCUUCCUGGUCAAACACCUGACCAGCUGCAUACCUGUUAUUGGAGGAGUCCUCUUUGUAUUUGUGGUCAUUACCCUGCUCCAGACCAGCUUCACUGACCCCGGCAUCCUGCCCAGAGCGACACCAGACGAGGCUGCAGACAUUGAGAGACAGAUUGACAACACUGGAAACACAAGCUAUCGGCCUCCGCCACGCACAAAGGAAGUCCUGAUCAACCAGCAGGUGGUCAAGCUCAAGUACUGCUUCACCUGCAAGAUGUUCCGGCCUCCACGCACCUCCCACUGCAGCCUGUGUGACAACUGUGUGGAGCGAUUCGACCAUCACUGCCCCUGGGUGGGGAACUGCGUAGGGAAACGCAACUACCGCUUCUUCUACACCUUCAUCGUGUCGCUCUCCUUCCUGACGGCGUUCAUCUUCGGCUGUGUGACCACACAUCUAGCACUGAGGGCUCAAGGUGGAAAAGGCCUGGUGUUUGCUCUGCAAGAGAGUCCAGGCAGCGCAGUGGAGCUGGUGAUAUGUUUCUUCUCAGUCUGGUCCAUCUUGGGCCUCUCCGGCUUCCAUACAUACUUAGUCGCUUCCAACCUGACCACUAAUGAAGACAUUAAAGGCUCCUGGUCAGGAAAGAGUGGAGAAGAUGUCACUAACCCAUACAGUCAUAAAAACAUCUUUAUCAACUGUUGUUCUAUGCUCUGUGGACCCAUGCCACCUAGCUUGAUCGACAGACGAGGUUUCCUGCCUGCAGAUGAAUCUGCCCAGACAGGUGGUGCGGACAUCGAAGUGCCAACUCAGGCCACUAAAAGCGAGAUAAAUGUGUGCACACAGGGAACUAAAGGUCUGCUGGAGUCAGCCACACUCCCUCCGCUCCUGUCCACCUCGUGCCCUCAGGGGAAACCUCAGACAGCUCCUACCUGCCCAGACAACAGCCCUGGGGUGAACUCUGACCCUUCACCGGAACUCUCCAUGAGCUGCGGGGCUCGCCAUUCCGCCAGCUCCCAAGACGAUGCUUCUCCUUCACGUCACACCAAGACUCACUCAAAGAAAAGUAAACGAGCGGCUUUACAUAUGCCCGACCCCACCUUCGACAGCCCUGUUUCCCCUACCUCUCUGGAUGCUGCCAGCUUCGCCUCUUUGCACUAACUGACCUUAAUGACGACUUUCUCAAGUGAAAACACACAUUGUUUGAAGCUUGCAUGCUGUAAAACAGUGAGAUUUAAGUAUGAAUUCCAUUUUUUCUUUUAUUGUCUGAUGGUUUGCUGAAAGCCCUGGGUAUAGUCAUUGAGUAAGGGGAUGACAAUCACAAAGAUGUUAUCAAUCUACAGGAAAUAGGAACAGUAGAGCAGAAUUGAUGAAGAUUAUUCUGGCUGUAAAGGAUGCAAAUAAGCCUUUGGUGUCAAAUGGAAAGUGCAUAAAAAGAUGAAAUGUUUAAGAUGGAGGCACUAACAUACUGAUAGAGCCAUAUUUCUUUCAAACAAUUCUCAUGUAAAACAUGAAUUUUACCAGCAUGUCAGAUCCACUAAAUAUUGUGAAACAGUGGCUUUGAUGUAUCAGGUGGACAUACUCUGGGAGCUUGAACAGCUUUGUACGGAGGGUUAAAGCUCAGAAUCUCUGUGUAUCUGUAAAGAGGAAAGUUGCUCUUAAAGGGAAAGUCCAGCCCAAAUAUAGAAUUCACAUGUGAUUUCCAUAUUGUUGUGCAGCUCAGUUUAUAGCGUGAGUUUGAGCCAGUUUCUCCUUAAGCUAAAUAGAAGAGAGACAGUUUGUACUGAUGAAGUCAUGUUGAGAUAUAUAGGCAGUGAAUAAUGGAACAAGUCAUGGGAUUUGGACAACAGCCAUGGGGCAUUUUCAAGGAUAUGGGGACAGUUUCUUUAUUAUUUUCAUAUCUGAAAGCUCUGUCUUCAAAUCAAACUCCUGCUGAUGUACAGAGGGAUGACAAAUUCAAGGAAAAACCAACAUGAAUUGUUUUAGCCGGAACACCUUCGGUGCUUCCUGUCAUAGAUUCUCCAACUCUGUGGAUCUCUACUGAAGUGCUGGAACACCAUUCUUCCAAAAGAUGCUCCCUCGUCGGGUGUUCUUGAUGAUUUCGGUGAAGACAAGGCUGAAUUACAAACUGGGCCUCAGACUUUAAGGAACCCUUCGUUUACGGCACGGCAACUAAUUUGAGGCGAUUUGAUUAAUUGCUCCUUUUUUUGGUAAUAUGAACGACUAAAGCACGGAACAAACAGACGUGAUUCGGGCAUUACAGGCAGCAGGAGCCUUCAGACAAAGUACUUGUCACAUUGUCAAACAUCAUCUAAAAACCCACUCCCCCCGCCCACCCCUUACUGACGUAGGAAUGGGGUUGGGGUUGCAUCCAACGAUUUCAGUGACCUUCCAAAACUGACAAUCCAACAAAAGCAUGCCCAUUUGGCACAAUGACUGCACCUCCAUCUCCACUGUCUCGCCCCUCUCUACAACAGCAGGGUUUAAUCCACACUUUCGCCUUCAGACGUGCUUAGACGCCACUUCUUGCGAACUAGAUUGUUUCAUGCGUACCCUGACCUUAAGGCAGAUCUUGAAUUUUUACC
Molecule: messenger RNA, 3382 nt
Organism: Xiphias gladius (swordfish)
Lineage: Eukaryota; Metazoa; Chordata; Actinopteri; Istiophoriformes; Xiphiidae
Gene: zdhhc18b
Product: zinc finger DHHC-type palmitoyltransferase 18b
Exons: 9
Coding region: 567-1958 (463 amino acids)
Biological process (GO): peptidyl-L-cysteine S-palmitoylation; protein targeting to membrane
Cellular component (GO): Golgi apparatus; endoplasmic reticulum
Molecular function (GO): protein-cysteine S-palmitoyltransferase activity
Source: RefSeq, a predicted model, not a curated record